Messenger RNA from Penaeus monodon (black tiger shrimp), 4946 nucleotides. It is a transcript of the gene Pka-C1, whose product is annotated as cAMP-dependent protein kinase catalytic subunit 1. The record is from RefSeq and is a predicted model, not a curated record. Gene Ontology annotation, molecular function: ATP binding; cAMP-dependent protein kinase activity. NCBI's taxonomy places the organism in Eukaryota, Metazoa, Arthropoda, Malacostraca, Decapoda, Penaeidae. Gene Ontology annotation, biological process: peptidyl-serine phosphorylation. Gene Ontology annotation, cellular component: cAMP-dependent protein kinase complex; nucleus.
UCAAAGAGUUCCUCGAGAAGGCGAAAGAAGACUUCGAAGAAAAAUGGAAAACUCCUACAAAGAACACGGCGUGCUUGGACGACUUCGAGCGCAUCAAGACCCUGGGCACCGGUGAGGUUCCCUGGCCACUUCUCCUCAGACCUGAAGGAUCUCUUGAGGAACCUGCUGCAGGUGGAUCUCACCAAGCGCUACGGCAACUUGAAGAAUGCCGUCAACGAUAUUAAGAAUCACAAGUGGUUCGCAUCAACAGACUGGAUUGCAGUAUACCAGAAGAAGGUUGAAGCUCCAUUUAUUCCCAAGUGCAAAGGCCCAGGAGACACCAGCAACUUUGACGACUAUGAGGAGGAAGCUCUUCGUAUUUCUUCUACGGAAAAAUGUGCCAAGGAGUUUGCUGAGUUCUAGAGGCCUUUUGCAGUGUCUAGAGGCUAAGCUGACUCCCUGUGUCUGUGUACAAGUUUAGUACUCCCCUCCAGAGACCCCAGUGCAUGUGCGUUGCUGUAUACAUGAGGCUGUGUGUGCACCAUUGUGUGCCAUGCAGUCAGGCCUCAGGCAAGCAGUGGGCUAAGAAAUAAUGCAGCAGGUGCUCAGUUGUGGGAGAAGCUGUUUACUUGGUGGCUCACACACAUGCAGACAUUGCCAGAGAGCCCAGGCUGUGAUGGCAGAUGUGCUACAGAUCAGAAUGGUGAUGUGGCAUAGGAAGCCGCCAAGGUCAGGAUUCUUCAGUGUCACUUGAAAUCAGCUUGAUAAGGCAAUAUGAACAAACAGAGGUGAAAGAAUACCUCUGUGUCAAUCCGAAGAAAUAUAGCCACUUGAUUUCCUAGAAAGCAAGUUGACGUCAAGUAACAUUCAAGAUCCAGUUUUGCCUUUUGUGUUGAUGUGUGCCACCUCAGGAAGAUUGCCAGACAGAGGCUGUCACGUGAUGGCGGGUAAAUGAAUGGCUUACAUUGUGGUCAUGGGUGCAAGUGCCAUUUUUAGCAAAUAAGGUGGCGUCUGUGAGGAAGUGUGCCGCCACAAGCCAGCCACUUGGGGUCUGGGAGCUAACCUAGUCAUGUGGUGAGUGGGGGGUUGGUGGGCUUGUCGGGAAGAACACCACUAAAAGAACGGAGACAUACAGAUGGACUGGAGGUUGCACACAUGGUGAACAUUUACUGCAGUGAGCUGAAUAUCGGUCGGUGCUUUGGAGUAGCAUUCAGAGUCCCCCCCUCCCCCUGUCUACUCUCAGUAGUGUUGGGGACGUACCAGGAGCCUUCAAGGAUUGCCGUUCAUGAUCUUUCAGUGCAGGACGUAUGCAACACCUUCAGCUUGAGUAUAAAAGUAGGAGUGAUAAUUUUUUCAUCAGACAAAGCCAGAGAAUCAAGAUGUAGUUGAGUUCCCCUGAAGGAGUGCCUGAAGGGGCAUCCUGCGCUAACUUCCACCGUCUGUCUCCCUGAGCAUCCCAUUGGCCGUCAACGCAAUCGACUGCAGCUUUGUUUACUACGCAUGGUCGAUGCCCCAGAUUAACUAUGCCAAAAUGCAGCAGACUCUCAUCACACAUUGUAGAUUACAUAGUUCACUUAUAUGGGUUCAACAGAGUUUUUAUGAUUUAAUACAGAAAUGACAAAAAAAGGCUAGAUUUCCCCAAGUUGCAUGUAUGUAGGUAUGUAUCAAAGUUAAUAAUAUUUAAAAAAAUAUGUCCACGUGUGCAAAGUUGUAGAAUACAUAUAUGUUGGAUUAGUGUUUCUAUGCGAUUCACAUUGAUGUGAUAAAUUUGAAGGAUGUGUGAUGGCUUCUUUUCAUCCAUUUCAAAAUGAAAAACUAGUUAGGCUUGUAUAAAUUAGAUUUUGUGAACUAAUCUUUUCUUUUAACUGCCAGUGGGAAUGAGUGGUUAGCAAAUGCCUAAAGUCUGAGAGCAAAUAUUUUUUCCUCUCUUCCUUCUUGUGAAGUCUUGAGCUAUUCAAUACUGUAAGACUCUAUGAGUCCUAAGGCACUUUGUAAAAAAAAAGAAAAAAAUAUUAUUUGUCUAUUUUCCUGCAUUUUAGAGUCGGUCUGGCGCUCUUGUUUAUGUACCACACUAACCGUAGAGGAUUUCUGUUAAGAAGUUACCCGAGAGCGUCUCAUUUCUUUAUAGUGCAAUAUUUUGAUGAAAGUGAGAAAGGUACCCUGGCGUCACUGUACUUUGCAAUGUUACAAGAAUAUGCAGCUCCAAGGUUUUCUGUCUCAUAUGUAUAUAUAUAAACUACAGGCUAUUCGCUGCCCCAGUCAUCUCUUCAUGCUGAGAUGAGGUUGAGUUUUGACGUCAUGCAGUGGUUGGCAGAAGGAAGCUUUUUACUUGAGAGAUGUUGUGCAGGUUCUCCAGUUAGUGUGAAAAGUGUGCAGCAUGUUGAAGGAUAUAGAGUGCCAGCCAUAAGGAAGUUUGCUGUUGCCACAGAAUUGGAGGAGAAAAAAAUCUUGUGUUGGUACUUUUUUCCCUUCUUGUAUUAUAUCCAUUUUGCUUGAAGCAGAAUGGCAAUGUAGAAUAUCCUGUUAUCAUCUGGGUUAUGAGACCUUUGUAAAAAGCAUGGGUUAUAAAGAGGAUUACAGUUGAAAGGUGGCCAAAAAAAUGUAACAAAAUUUUAGGUUUUUCUCAUAAUCUUUUAUUUUAUUUUGUAUAAAGGAAAUAAACACUGCUCAAUGGUGGAAGUUCUUGAUGUGUUGAUGUUCUAUUCAAGAAUUUUUGUGGCAGGCACUUCUGUAUACUGAUUUUUGUAACUGUCAUUUCUGUAAUUAUAAACUUUACCCAGUGUGGAACGAGGAGGGCUGACGAUGCCUGCAAUUAGUUCCUUUUUAUAGUGAUGGUGUAUUAGUAGGUCAUGAUCAUGUACCAGUUUUAAAGGUAAGACUCAAGUCACUGUAUAAUUUUGCUGAGUCUGUUAGUAUUUGUAGGUUUGAAGUACGUUAUUUUGUUUACCGAGUACCUCAUAGGAAAAUGAAUUUUAAGCUUUUUAUUUUUUAUUUUCUUGACACCACUGAGCUUCUGAAAUUGGAGUAACAACAGAGUGAUAUGAUGACCACUGGACACAAAACUUAAGACUGUACUCAGGCCACAUUGAUUAGGUGAGUGAUCCAUAUCAGAGCAGAGAAAGAAGGAUGAGUAAAUUGUAUGUUGAAUAUAUUUUGAGUGUUUGUCCAAGUACAUAUAAAUUUAAAAAAGAGUGAAUAGCAACUCAACAUCAAAAUCCAGUUGCUAAUAUGCUAUAUUUCCCCCAUUUUUUUUUUCUUCUUCACAGAUGUUACCUGACUUACCAAUACAGGUAGAAAAUAAGAUUAUUCUAUAUAUAUAUAUAUUUCUUGAGUUUAGAAAAGAAUAAUAAUAUUUAUUUAUCAUGAGCUUCAAUACGUUUGAAGGAUAUAGAGUGGAUGAUAACUUAGGUCAAAUGCAGCCUCGUCAGUAAGUGAACAUUUUGAGCACAAAUAAGGUUGUUCCCGAAGUAACCUAACGGCAGUAGUGGGAUUCUUAGAUGCGACGAAUUGCCAAGGUGACUGGCAUAUAAGCUAUGGCAUGUUAUGCUGUGAGACCAAAGCUAAAAAGGUUGGCUGGUUCCUUUCUGUAAGUGCCCCUCCCCCCCUCCAAAGGUAAGCAAUGGAAAUAUUUAAAAGUAUAUAUAUAUAUAAUUAUUUUUAAAAAUUAAAAAAAAAGAACCACCCUUCUCAUAUAUGUAAAGGCUCGCAUUCCAGGUGUUGUCUUUGGAAAAAAAAUAAUAUUAUGAUUUUGAUGCCCAUUACUGCUCGUGAUUGCUGCUUGCACUUUCAAAAGCAUAUGUCAGGACAUGCCUCAUUAUGUUACGACAUUUGUUAAAGUGUAUUACUUAGAAAAGAAAAAAAAAAGAGUAAAAAUUUGUCAGGAAUUCUGGCAGUCUAAAAACGUGAUGGCAAUUUGCUUUCUUUUGAUUAUUAUUAUUCUUUCUUUUCACUGUACAAAAUUACCAUAAUUUCCCUUAUGUUAUAGUUCUUAAAGUAUCUUUGUUUCAAGGAUUGAUUCAUAGAUAAAUCCUAAGUUUCUGCAGCAAUGUAAGUUCAAAUUGAGUUAUAUAUGUAAUCUAAGCAGUUGGCUGCAGCCUACAGAGAUGAUGCGCUAAAUACAUUCCGCAAAUUGAGCCAGAGCAACCUGGGCAUGUGAUUUUUUUUUCUUUCUUUUAUUCUCUCGGAUACCUUUUGUAUAUUGUUCCCUAAAUUACCCAAAGACUGUAUGAAGCUCAUGAUUAAUGUACUAUGAGUAACUGUGUAAUUGUGAUCAGUUUCUAAAACAUUUCUCGGGCAACGUUUGACCAAAAAGUGACAAAGUGAAUUUCUUCUGACCUUCUGCAUGUCCCCAAGUGGAGGAGCUGCAAGGCAUCUCUCUCUUUGGCAGAGGAACCUCAAGGUCUAGAUUUAUGCUAGUCACUGCUGAGUUUUAACACAUUUUGGUAAAAUUCACAUAUGCCCAAGUAGCCCUCUGCAAGCUGCGGUGAAAGGAAGUGGUGAUUGUUGAAGAAUUACGAUAGUAAUACAAUGAUUAUGAGGAGAGUGGACAAACAAAACAGACUGACGUGCGUUAGUGGGUUCCUUGAUGUUGACUGUAUGAAAUCCCCCGCUCCCCCAUACAAGCCACCUGCACACGGUCCCCUUAGAAACUCACAGAAAUAUCUUCUUGUCAUGGGCUACUUGCUGUAUGGUGUGUGAUUAUAGCAUUAAUUCAUCAUCUUCCCUAAUGAUUGUUACAAUAUAUAUGAUAUACAUCUCAGAACUGCUAGUAUCUAUUUUUCUUAAUCUCUAACGUGCAUUAGACACUGUGGGAGGGACCCUGUUUAGGCAGCUUAAACCAGACUAUAUCCCUACUGAGUAUUUAAUCUAUGUUCAGUGUUCAUAGUCCGAUUGCAUUGAGUUCAUAUUUUGUGAUUUGUAGUUGCCAAUUUUGAAUAAGACGUUAAUAAAUGAAACAUGUACUAAGA